This is a messenger RNA of Megalobrama amblycephala (Wuchang bream), 662 nucleotides long. RefSeq names its product LSM3 homolog, U6 small nuclear RNA and mRNA degradation associated (gene lsm3). The transcript is spliced from 4 exons. The coding region runs from base 130 to 438 and encodes 102 amino acids. NCBI's taxonomy places the organism in Eukaryota, Metazoa, Chordata, Actinopteri, Cypriniformes, Xenocyprididae. Gene Ontology annotation, molecular function: RNA binding. The record is from RefSeq and is a predicted model, not a curated record. Gene Ontology annotation, cellular component: catalytic step 2 spliceosome; U4/U6 x U5 tri-snRNP complex; P-body. Gene Ontology annotation, biological process: mRNA splicing, via spliceosome; P-body assembly.
AUGCGGAUUCAGUUUUCUGGGCCUUCAAGCGCCCUCUGGAGGAACAGAUUGGCCUAACAGGAAACACUUACAUUUGCAGCCCAAUGAUUUUGGGAGACAAACGAAAAGCAUUUUGGGUAACUUUGAAAGAUGGCGGACGAUGCUGAGCAGCAACAAACCACCAACACUGUUGAAGAGCCUCUGGAUCUCAUCCGGUUGAGUCUGGAUGAGAGGAUCUAUGUGAAGAUGAGAAAUGACAGAGAGCUGCGCGGCAGACUGCACGCCUAUGACCAGCACUUAAACAUGAUCCUCGGUGAUGUUGAAGAGACCGUGACGACUGUGGAAAUCGAUGAGGAGACGUAUGAGGAGAUUUAUAAGUCAACGAAGCGGAACAUUCCCAUGCUGUUUGUCCGAGGGGAUGGAGUUGUGUUAGUAGCUCCACCGCUGAGGGUCGGAUAACUAACUUCCUUGCUUUGUACUCAACUUACCUACAGAAUUAUGCUUUGGACUCUAAAUUCUUCAAGUUUGUGGACUUUUAGGUGGAUGAUGUUUUUGUUUGGAACCACAGAGAUGUAAAUCUGUUUAUUUUGCAAGUCAACCUUUUGUUUUACGAUUUGGAAACCUGUAUUGGCAGUUAAUUUGUGCCGUAUGUUUUUUGACUCAUUAAAAUUCUUGAAGUUUGA